AGCCGGUUUAACAGAUUGAACAGAACAAAGAAGUAGUAAAACAAGCUGGAGUGGAGCGAUGCGUCAGUUUAGUGUAAAUUCAUGAAGAACUAAUGCGACUAACUGAAAGAGCAGGAAAAUUAAACCUCGGUUGUUUAGAUAUCAGUCGUAGCCUACUGCUCAUUCCUACUCAGUCCUACAUCAUUAUUGCCACAUAAUAGCUGUUAUUACUAACAUUAUUUUAUGGUUACUUUUGCACUCCAUGAAGAAAUGCCUGGUGUCUUGAUUUUACUCAUGACUUUGAUCUUUUCAGUAUCAGCUUCCAUAUGCAUAGAGCCCCAGGUUGGACAAACCACUGUUAAAGGUCAUGCUGUUGUUCUCGUCUGUGAAUCCAAACUGGACUAUGAAAACUCAACGUUUACUUGGACUAAAGAUAACCACACUUUAGAACCAGGCCCACGUAUUCGAAUGGAAGGUGAUGUAUUGUGGCUUUUAAACACUACACUAUCUGAUGGAGGCCUUUAUAUAUGCCAAAGCACCAACUCAACUUUCAGCAUGAAAUCACAAGUGUUCCUGUCUGUUGAGGACGGACCUUGUCCAAGUCCCAGUGACAUAAACCUGGCAAUGGAGGAAACCAACAUCACUCUUUCCUGUACUGAAGAAUUCGUUCCAUUUCUGGGCCAGAGAUUGCAAGUGCAGUGGUGGAAGGACUGUAAGUCAACAGGCAUACAAGGCAGCGAAUUGAGUCUUUUGAACGUAUCCAUGAGCAACCAAGGCAACUACACCUGUCUGGUCAUCUUUAGAUACGAAGACACAAACUACACAGCAUCUCGCACCUUUCAGCUCAUAGUGUUAAAGAAAGAGCCUGUGAAAGAGCCUCGAGUAAUACAACCUCGUAACGAGACUCUAUAUGUCAAGCAAGGUGUGGAAAUUAAACUGGAGUGUAAUGUGUUCAUUGGUUUUGGAGAGGAAGCAAAGUCUGAAACUUUUGUGUACUGGAUUAUAAAUUACACUUAUACUGAUUUAUACCCAGGCCUUCAGCAGAACCUGACCGUAGAGAUAAGAGAGAAUUCUUGGCUGUAUGGCCAUUUAACAUUGUACAUUCCCAAAGUUUUGCCUGAAUUCUUUGGUGUACCUUUUCACUGCAUCAUUUUAAAUCCCAGUGGAAAGGACGUGGGUGAGGUGUGGCUCAGCCAAGAUGAAAAUAUGAACCACACGUGGCUGAUUUUCAUUCUGCUCCUCAUAAUCGCAGCUGUUGUGGGGGCUGUCCUAUUGAAUUUCUUUAAAAUAGACCUAAUUCUAGCCUAUCGUCGUCUUUGUGGAAAAGACAAAACCAUUGAAGAGGGUAUGCUAUACAAUGCAUGCGUGUUGUACCUCCAUGGCCAAAGUCCUGGUUCCUCUACAGCAGAGGACUUGGCUCUGAGGAUCUUACCUAGGAUGUUGGAGCAGCAGCAUAACCUCAAACUGUUCAUACAAGGCCGUAACACAGACACAGAAGUGAGUAUUGCCAACAUAACUGAGGUGUUGAGCCAGAGCAAGGUGGUGGUGCUGAUCCUUCCAGGCAAUAAUGGAGAUGAGAAUUUGAUUACACUAAGUCAAGGCCAAAGCAGACUUGAAGACUCACAACUCUCAGUCCUUUUUUCUGACAUUGCUCACUCCGGCGUCCCACUCCUGUUGGUGGAGAGUGAAGAGAAUGCAGAUUAUUCGCUGCUGCCAGAAUCUAUCCAGACCAUCAUUAAAAAAGAGCGCGUGCUGAAGUGGAAGCCAACUGUGCAACCCAAUGGCCGUUUCUGGAAGCAGCUCAGAUAUCACAUGACCUGAGAACAUAUUUCUGUAUAACAGCAUGCAAUAAUAAUAAUAAUAAUAAAUACACAGUUAAAAUUAUACUAUGCUAAUAUACUGUACCUUUGCUUAAACUAUGCAAAUACUGUUUUGCCAUAUUAAAAAAUCUGUCUUUAUUACAUUUUACAUUGUAUUCUUUAAACAGAUACUGUACCAUGAUAGUUAUCAAACUGUCCAGUCUUCAUAGAGUUCUACUUCUAAUAAAGAUGUUGCUCCAAGUACAUUACUGUAGCUUUCGGGGUACAACGGCUUAUCACUGGGGCAGUACCCUUUAAGGUACUUAUUUGUACCCUUUAUAUACUGCUUGGGAACAUAUAUGUACCUUUUUGGCCCUAAAAUGGUAUACAUAGUUACCUUGAGGUCCAAUAAUGAGCCUUAAAGGGUACAUUCGUGUAGACUGGACCUUGGGGGACAGAAAUGGACUCCUACCGUACCCCUAUUUCUGACAGUGUACUAAUCAGAGUCUAGACACUGACCAGAAAGAAAUUCAAUGUAGCCCAAGAAACUAAGAAAUGUAAACCUAGAAAUAAAACCAGAAGCUUC
Neoarius graeffei (lesser salmon catfish) is the source of this 2364-nucleotide messenger RNA. Its product is annotated as interleukin-1 receptor-like 2. NCBI's taxonomy places the organism in Eukaryota, Metazoa, Chordata, Actinopteri, Siluriformes, Ariidae. Bases 223 to 1800 code for a protein of 525 amino acids. The transcript is spliced from 10 exons. Gene Ontology annotation, molecular function: interleukin-1 receptor activity. Gene Ontology annotation, biological process: signal transduction. The record is from RefSeq and is a predicted model, not a curated record.